Molecule: messenger RNA, 1664 nt
Organism: Parus major (Great Tit)
Lineage: Eukaryota; Metazoa; Chordata; Aves; Passeriformes; Paridae
Gene: TMEM9
Product: transmembrane protein 9
Exons: 5
Coding region: 192-767 (191 amino acids)
Cellular component (GO): lysosomal membrane
Source: RefSeq, a predicted model, not a curated record
UUGGGAUCUGUGUUCAGUGUGUCCAAGAGUUUCUGGCUGACAUCAGCAUUGAUUCAGGAAUGAAUUUCUUCUUCCUGGGCAAAACAGAGGCAAGUGGGCAAAAAAAAAGGAAAUCUGACUACGUCAUUGUGGCUGCUUUCAGCUGAGAUGCUUUAUUUUGGUUUUGAGUUUUGUUCCCUCAGGCUCCCAGGAUGUCUGCCCAGAGCUCCCGGAACUCAGCGAGCCCCAUGCUGCUGCUGGUGCUGCUGGGCUGUGUCCUGUGUCCCCCAGCACAGGCCAGCAAGAGCUCUGAGGACAUUCGCUGCAAGUGCAUUUGCCCCCCGUACCGCAACAUCAGCGGGCACAUCUACAACAAGAACGUGUCCCAGAAGGACUGCAACUGUCUGCACGUGGUGGAGCCCAUGCCAGUGCCUGGGAAUGACGUGGAGGCCUACUGCCUGCUCUGUGAGUGCAAGUACGAGGAGCGCAGCACCACCACCAUCAAGGUGAUCAUCAUCAUCUACCUGUCCGUGGUGGGGGCCCUGCUGCUCUACAUGGCGUUCCUGGUGCUCGUGGACCCCCUGAUCCGCAAGCCAGACCCCUACACCCAGCCCCUGCACAACGAGGAGGACAGCGAGGACACUCGUUCCCUGGCUGCAGUGCCCACCCUGGCUGGUGCCAGGGCCAACACGGUGCUGGAGCGGAUGGAGGGGGCGCAGCAGCGCUGGAAGCGGCAGGUGCAGGAGCAGAGGAAGACGGUGUUCGACCGGCACAAGAUGCUCAGCUAGGCUGGGCUCUGCCACAUCAGGACACCCCAGUGUUGGAAUGGAACUCCAACCCUCCCUGAUUCACCAUCUCCAGAGGGAGCAGCAGCCCCAAAGGCUUCUCUGCUCGUGUCCUCUGCCGUUCCCUUGCCCAGCCUCGCUGGCCCUGGGCCAUGUGGAGCUCGGCUGAACGUGGGACUCCCUCAGCCCACCCCAGCAGAAACAGGCUGGGAACAGAGAGCUGGGAGCUGGCUGAGUCUUCCUGGGAUAAAAAUACUGGGAGAACUUUGAUGUGGGAUAAAUUAUGUGAUGUUUCUCCAGGAUGCAGCAGCCACCUCCUCCCUCAGUGUGCACUGAUGGUCCGUGGGCAUUGUGGUGCUGAGCCACAUAAUGCAGCACAGGAACAAAGGGGAGGGAGUUUCUGCCAGUGGGCACUGCUGCUUCCACUUACCCUGAUGUAAAUGGAGAGAUUUCCAUACCUCUGGAAUCUGUCCAGGUUUACACCAGCAUAACUGAGACUGCAGCUUGCUUCUGGGCAGGUGAAUAUCACAAAACCUGUUAGUACCUACAUCAGUAAGAGUCCAACAGAUAAAAAGCUGAUUUACAUUUCGAUCUUUUUGUGCUUUACCGGUAGAUAAAAACCUCCUGGGGUGAAACCUCUCCAUUUACACCUACACUGGUGACUCUUGGUGUUCUCCCAGGGUGGGCAGCAGCAUUUGUGUCCAAGAGAACUGGGGCAAAGGCUCUCCUGGAGCACUGGAAAUGCCUGUCAAGGCCCUGGACACUUGUGUCAUUCAGAACACUCCCAAGAGCUGACAGGACUUGGGCUGUGUGAAGGAAGCUGCAGUGUGUAUUGAUCCCAUGGAGAACAUUUGGAGUUUAUGGUGUAGCACCUCUGUAUUAAAUGCAGACACAGAUCUA